This is a messenger RNA of Oenanthe melanoleuca, 4655 nucleotides long. It is a transcript of the gene ACSS1, whose product is annotated as acyl-CoA synthetase short chain family member 1. Lineage: Eukaryota; Metazoa; Chordata; Aves; Passeriformes; Muscicapidae. The record is from RefSeq and is a predicted model, not a curated record. Gene Ontology annotation, molecular function: acetyl-CoA synthetase activity; AMP binding. The transcript has 14 exons. Gene Ontology annotation, cellular component: mitochondrion. The coding region runs from base 75 to 2096 and encodes 673 amino acids.
GGUCUCUCUCGCUCGUUCUCUCCCUCUCGCUCACCCGGUGGCCGGGCGGGGACAGCGGGGCCGGGCUGUGUCCCAUGGCGCUGGCGGCCUCCCGAGCGCGGGCUCUGCGCGCUCUCAGCCUCCCUCAACCCCCGGGCCGGCUCCCGGUGCCGGCUCGGAACUGCUGCAGCCAACCGGGAGCCUCCGGGGCGCUGCCGCCCGGCGAGUACCGGGCCUGGAGGGAGCGGGCGGCCCGCGACCCCGCCGGGUUCUGGGCGGACGCGGCGCGGCGGUGGCUGCGCUGGGACAGUCCGUUCCACACGGCCUGCCAGCCUGGCUCGCCCGCUGGUUCCGCCCAUUGGUUCCUCGGCGGCCGCCUGAACGUCUCGGUAAAUUGCUUGGAUCAGCAUGUUGAAAAGUCUCCAAACAGAGUGGCUUUGAUUUGGGAGAGAGAUGAACCUGGCACUGCAGUGUAUGUCACAUACAGGGAACUUCUGGAUCUGACUUGCCGCCUUGCCAACACCCUGAAGAAAUAUGGGAUCCAGAAAGGGGACAGAGUGGCCAUCUAUAUGUCUGUGUCCCCCUUGUCAGUGGCAGCCAUGCUGGCUUGUGCCAGGAUUGGUGCUGUUCACACUGUAGUCUUCGCUGGAUUCAGCGCUGAGUCCUUGGCUGGGAGAAUCAUGGACUCUGGAUGCAAAGCAGUUAUCACCUAUAACCAGGCAGUCAGGGGAGGCCGAACCAUAGAGCUGAAGGCAGCUGUGGAUGAAGCUGUGAAGAACUGUCCAAGCAUCAGACAUGUGUUUGUGGCUCAGAGGACAGAUAACAAAGUCCAGAUGGGUGACCGUGAUAUUCUCCUUGAAGAGGAGAUGACCAAGGCAGAUUCCAUCUGCGCUCCGGAGAGCAUGGACAGUGAAGAUGUGCUCUUCAUGCUGUAUACCUCAGGCAGCACUGGGAAACCCAAAGGAAUUGUUCAUACCCAGGCUGGAUACCUGCUGUAUGCUGCUCUCACACACAAGUAUGUGUUUGACUACCAGCAAGGUGAUGUUUUUGGCUGUGUGGCCGACAUUGGCUGGAUCACAGGACAUAGCUAUGUUGUGUAUGGACCACUCUGCAAUGGAGCCACCUCUGUCCUGUUUGAAAGCACUCCAGUGUACCCUGACCCAGGUCGUUACUGGGAAGUGGUGCAAAGGUUAAAAAUUAAUCAGUUUUAUGGAGCACCUACAGCAAUACGCCUGCUACUGAAUUAUGGAGAAGAGUGGGUGAAGAAAUAUGACAGAUCUUCCUUGAAGGUUUUGGGUUCAGUGGGAGAGCCCAUCAACAAGGAAGCUUGGCAGUGGUUCUACCAGGUGGUGGGAGAAGGGCGCUGUGCCCUUGUGGACACAUGGUGGCAGACAGAAACUGGUGGCAUCUGCAUUGCCCCACGGCCCUCAGAGGAGAAAGCUGAGAUCAUUCCAGCUAUGGCUAUGAGACCUUUUUUUGGGAUUGUGCCUGUGCUCAUGGAUGAGAAUGGAGAGGUUAUAGAGGGCAAUGAUGUGUCUGGUGCACUCUGCAUUGCCCAGCCGUGGCCUGGCAUGGCAAGAACAAUCCAUGGAGAUCACCAGCGCUUUAUUGAUGCCUAUUUCAAAGCCUACCCAGGUUACUACUUCACAGGGGAUGGUGCUUACAGAUGCCAGAAAGGCUAUUACCAGAUAACAGGGCGCAUGGAUGAUAUCAUUAACAUAAGCGGACACAGGCUGGGGACAGCAGAAAUAGAAGAUGCAAUGGCUGAUCAUCCUGAGGUCCCUGAGACAGCUGUGGUUGGGUAUCCACAUAAGAUCAAAGGAGAAGGUGCCUUUGCUUUUAUAGUGCUAAAAGAGCAGACAACUCGUGUAGAUCAUAUCAAAGAAGAGCUCAAAACCAUAGUGGCUUCCAAGAUAGCAAAGUAUGCUGUGCCUGACCACAUUCUGGUGGUAAAGCGCCUCCCCAAAACCCGAUCAGGGAAGAUCAUGAGAAGGCUGCUGAGGAAAGUAGUCACUGAACAAUCAAGCAACAUGGGAGAUGUCACCACACUUGAUGAUCCAAGUGUUGUCAAGGAGAUAUUGGAUGCUUACCAGAAAUACAAGAAGAGUUCCUCAUAAUGGGUGACUCUGGAAUUUCUCUCCUUUGGAAAUGUGGAAGGUCUCAAAAUAACCAGGCAAACAGCAUAGUUCUCUCUCAGUGUUUUUUAAAAAAACUGUUUCCUUCUAGGGGAAGAUGAUUUUCCUCUCCACAACAUUUUUUGAGAUGGCAUGGGAGUAGGAGCAGUCUGCAGUUUUCCACCAUCAGUGAAAUCCUUUUCCUUGUGCUCAGGGCUUUUGUAGAGCAGCUGUUGGUGGUUUCCAUGAGCUGUGCUGAAAUUUAACAUGAGCUGAAGCAAGAUGCAGAUGUUAAUGUUCCUAUUUUUAAUGUUUCUGUACAGGGAAAUGUUUUUUAUAUAGUACUUCUUGCUGUUUUAAAACAAGCCCUUGAAAACAAUUUUUCCUUCAGCUUGGAUAUCUGACUUCAGGCACUUCACUGCAACUGUGGUACCUUUUCGCAAUUCUGGGUAUUCCAGCAGAUGUUUCAUAUGCAUUUCUAGGGACAUGAGAAGGACAUGGCUAGUCUGAUAAUUCCUCCUUGACUUCACCUAUUAUUGUAAUAUCUCCUUUGGCUUUCCUCAAAUGGAUUUGUUCCUACCACCCUGUGUCCUGGGACUUCCCAGGGAUUGUCAGAGAGCCUGUGGCCCUUCAUGUCUCACCUAGGUAACCCAGCACCAGCACUUACAGCUGCAAAAAGGAGCCACAAAGCCCAUGACUGGACUUCCUACAUAUCCUCAGUGCAUUGCUGCCAAGCUGAUUUACCAAAGAUUUAAGUGCCAUGUGGGUACCCACAAACUGCACAAUCCACUACAAAAGUGCCUCUUAGAUGCCUUGGGGAAAGUGACAGCAGCAUUCAAGGCCAGCAACCUCAGAACAGCAGGGAAGAACAGCCUUUGUCUUUCCUAUGCUUUCAGAAUUGCAAUUAAUGUAGUCAGUGUUUUAUUUCUUGAUUCAUUUUAUAAUGACCACAUUUCAGUUGAAGCACUCCUUAUAUUUGGGCUGUACAGAAGAAUUGGUAGGACUACUUAUUUCUGAGUUUAAUUGGAGCAACACUGCAUUUUCCAGGGUGACUAUGUACUGGAAAGACAAUUUGUGCACCUAACUGGAGGCAGGAAAGGCAGGAGGAAAAUGCGAGGUGGGUGAUCUGUAGGACUGGGAAAGGCAUGGGGAGUUUUUUGGCCAGCAGAGAUUCUGGUACCACAAUGGGAAGCAGGCUGCUUGAAGUUCUCAAAAACAGGUGUGUUGUCUGAGAUCCCAGAGUUCCUCCAAGGAUACCAGCUGCAUUUGCUUUUUAAAAAAAAAAUAUUUCAAAUGUCUCUAGGGACUGAAUAAUACAGUAAGGAAUACCAUGCUUUGUUAAAUAUCCCAUCUUUCUGGCUGAAAUGCAUUUUUACAUAAGAUAACACCUUGUGAACUUUCUGGGAAGUUGAAGAUCAGAAGAUUUGAAGAUUUGAUAGAGUUGACAGUAUGUCAAUAUUUUAGGAGAUAGACACUAUUGCCACUGUAAUAGGAAAAAAACUCAACCUGCUUCUUUAAGUAAUUUUCAAGUGGGAAGCAGACAAGAGUUAAUGUUUUUGACAGAAAAAGUACGCUCACUUGUUUAAACAAGUUGUUUCCAUGCAGUCUGAAAUAACAGUGUGGAGGAAGGAAAACGACUUUUGAACAAGAUUGCACACUUUCCUUUUAAUCAAGAAAGCAUUUCUUAUAUUAUGGACAUAGAAUUUCCUUGUCUUUUUGGCCAGAAAUUUCCCUGUGUGUUGUCCCAGUGGUCACAGACCCAUGGUUUUAAUUCAUCUGAACUGUCUCACAAACACUGUCUGUGUGAGGAGCAAUGUGCCCUUGGGCCCUGUGCUGCCUGCAUGGUGUUCUGCAGUGGACACAAUUUGUGCUGGGCAGCCUCAGUCUCUCCGUAAAACUGCACUUCUGCAAGUGUCCCAGCAUUGGCUCUUGGAGCUGACAGCCUGUGCCCAGCCAAUACAACGGCAACCUGAGUCUGGCAAAAACAGGGCUAGUCAGGGCUUGCAAAGAGUACUUCUAAUGGAAAGAAGGAUACUGUGCUUUACUGAGUAGGCUACUCAUAGAAAACUUUAAAUUGAAAUUGAAAUUUUAUAUAUUUCUUCCAGAGUUUAAAGUUUCUGUCCAGAGAAGUCCCCAUUUCUUCUUUCUACUCACUAUCUCUGCUAACAGUAGCAGUUGUCUCUUCACUGCAAGCUUGAGUUGAGCUUUGCAUUUUCAUCAACAACAGCACUGGUGUGUGGUGACAGUGCUUUCUACUUCAUAUGCAGUAGGCUUGUGGCUCAAUUCAGCCCACAGAAUUAGCACUGAUUUCCUCAGUGCCUGAAAUGCCAGAAAGGAGAAAGUUUCUGAAGUACCCCAGGCUUGCAAGGCUCUUAAGACAAGCUUAUCUUCACCAAUCAGUGGUCAGAUGUCAGUGGGAUAGUGGGACAAACUUGGGGACAAUUGCUUCAUUUAGAAAAGCAGAGCUGUUGAAUUUUUCUAAACCUUUCUGUGUUCAUGAGUGAUGUAUGGCUUGUUUGUCAGAUUGUCUUUGUAGCUUCAUUAAAAGAGAUCCAAAGUCAA